Messenger RNA from Cokeromyces recurvatus, 468 nucleotides. RefSeq lists its product as uncharacterized. The transcript has a single exon. The annotation marks the transcript as partial. NCBI's taxonomy places the organism in Eukaryota, Fungi, Mucoromycota, Mucoromycetes, Mucorales, Mucoraceae. The record is from RefSeq and is a predicted model, not a curated record.
GUGCCUUUAGACAACUGUAUCAGAGAGGAGUAUGCAAAUACUCUAAAGCCAGUCAUCAUACCUGCUUGCAGAGAUGUAAGAGAUAUAAUAUUCCGUGCACAGAUAUUUGUAAAUUAUUACGUUACUCUUCAGUCGCAACAAAUAGAAGAAAAUGAUAUAUCACAUUGUAUAUUUCAACGAAAUUAUUGGUACACUGUUUGUCAGUUAGUAAAUGCAAAAAGAGUUACACUCAGUACAAAUUUAUCUCCCAAUAUGAAUGCUGUCUGGGACGCUUUUAUGCCUGUAUAUCCCUCUAUUGUAUACAAUAAAGCAUUAGCAGCAGGUAACUCACAGUGCUUGGCAGAAGCUUGUAACAAACUGGCUACCAGCAAACAGAGCAGUAUAAUAGAGCAUUUUGAAGAGCACCUUUUAAAUUUUUUGUAUUAUCAUCUUCAGCAUAUUUUCAUGGCAAGUAACAGAAAUACGUAA